GAUGUAAGCCUCAACUCCACAGAAUUUAAUAGCAAAAACAAUUGUAGCCUGGGAAGGGCUCUGGAAUUCUUUGCAUCAGCUUAAGAAGAUUUAACAACUUUGAGUUCAAUCCAGAGGGUAAAGCUUCCAAAGAAUGAAGAUUUUGAUAAUGAUUGAUUUUGUCCUUGCAGCUAGCUUGAUGGAUGCCAUUGGCAGCUCUGAUCUACAGAACUGUUUUCAAGAGCAGAUACAACUUCAGGGUCAGGUGAGGCUUCUGGAACAUCGUGUGAAACAGCAGCAGUUAAAAAUUAUACAGCUUUUAGAGAAGAAAGACAUUCAGUACAGUGGCAGAGGAGAUGAAAACAGUGUCAUUGACUUGGGAGGAAAAAGACAGUAUUCAGACUGUGCAGAAAUCUACAAUGACGGCCAUAAGCAAAGUGGAUUUUAUAAGAUGAAACCUAUCCAGAGUCCUGCUGAAUUCAUGGCCUUCUGUGACAUGUCUGAAGGGGGUGGUUGGACUGUUUUUCAGAGACGUUCUGAUGGCAGCCAAAAUUUUGAUAGAGUCUGGACUGACUAUGAAGAAGGCUUUGGAAAUUUUGUUUUGACAAAUGGUGAAUACUGGCUUGGAAAUAGAAAUCUUCAUUAUUUGACUAAUCAGGGGAACUAUACUUUAAGAAUUGAUCUAACCGAUUUUGAAGGAGAACGGCGUUUUGCACAAUAUACAAGAUUCAGAGUUGCAGGAGAAGAGCAUUCUUAUGAGAUGAGUUGUGGUGAAUACUCUGGCACUGCCGGUGAUUCCCUCACAGGUGGAUUUCAUCCUGACGUAAAAUGGUGGGCUGAUCAUCGAGGAAUGAAAUUCAGUACUAGAGACAGGGAUAAUGACAACUAUGAAGGGAACUGUGCUGAAGAGGAAAAGGCUGGAUGGUGGUUUAACAGGUGUCACUCUGCCAAUUUGAACGGUUUGUACUACAAAGGCCCCUAUACCGCGAAGACAGACAACGGGAUCGUUUGGUACACUUGGCAUGGGUGGUGGUAUUCUCUGAAAUCCGUUGUCAUGAAGGACUACUGACCUAUCAGAAAAAGGAACUGACGUGAAAACAAAGAACAAAAUAGAUUGCCCAGACAAUGUUAGUGUUAAUGAUUUUGUAACCUUGUAUGUUUGGCUUUUUCUUUUUUGUUACAGUUCAUUAUACUUCAAAUUAAUCUUUAGACUGCACAAUAGCCAAAAUAACACAUCUAAAUAAUAAUUCAAAAUGUAUCUGGUUUAUUAAUAACUUCAUUUACAAUACCUUUUCAGUAUGAAACAUCAAAAGUUCAUAAUUUCAUGGACAAAUCCUAAUGCAUUGGAGGUGAAGAGUGCUGUAGACACACGUGGCCCUUCUCAUUUACUUGGCAUUUUCCAACAAAAAAAUGUUGUUCUUAUUUCAAAUGCAUCUGAUACAACAGCAAUCUUCUCAAAUUUGUAAAGUCAAGUGGCUUGAACCCUAGACAGUACUAAAUUUUCUUAUAUAAGGUCUGUCCAAUCAUUAAAACUAUGCCAAGAACAACAGUCUUCCAAGCUGUUUCACAUAAGUUAUGGGUUUUUUCCCUAGCAAGGGUUCUUUGGUCAGUUAGAACAAAUGUUGGGGGAGCAAAAAGAAUACAUCAGAACUGUUCUAAGGAAAAUAAGUAUUGCUUCAGACAUGAGUCCAAGACCUGUAAGUGACCUAUGCCACAAUGGAAAACAUGGACUAAAACACAUUAAGUACAAAUAAGAAAACAUGCAGUUUUUUCCCCCCCUUAGAUUAUUUUCACUCUAAAUUUCAUAUGUGUUUUCUCAUCUUCUUGCCUAUGGCUUGUUUUACCACUCAGGAGGAAAAAAUUCUUAAAUUUACAUUAAUUUUCUUGCUCCCAUUGGAUGGAUACCAUUUCUUAAAAAUGACAUGCAGAAAAGGCUUGGUUUGUGUUUUCUUUCUUUGUUUUCCCCAGACUCUUACUGUCCAUUCAGUAACCUUUCAUGCAUACAGUACAGCAUUCAGUUUUAAUCACCAAAUCAAAAGCAUGUGCUGUCCCUUCCUUAAUGUUGGAAUUCAUCUGUCCAUGUUGGAGAGGAUGGGGACAGAGAAGAGGAAAAGUUUUCAUUUUCUAGUUACCUGGCUUUUCAACUUUAGCAGUUCCCUUUGAGCAAUCAGUGCUAAAUCCUGUCACAGGCUGCUGCUGCAACACAGCUUCCUCACAGCAUUGUUGCGUUCCAUCCUGUCUCAGUAAGGCUCAGAUGGGGACAUUUUGUUGACACACAGAACCAGUUUUGAGCUUUCCCUCUCUGUUUUGUUGGUGCAAGUUUCUGUUUGGUACUCACUACCCUUAGCACAAUUACACCCAUUUCUCCGUUGUUUCUGUCCCAUUACAUACACCGUGCCUACUUCUAAAUGGGACUGUUCCAGCCAGUAUGAACACUGGCAUAACUUGCAAUGUUAAGGUGCUGUGUGUCUAAUGCAAUACACAUUCACAUACUUAGAGAUCUGAAACCCACAGAAGCUUGUUGAAAGACCAGAAAAAUCCCAUUACUGAUAGAACAGGGUCUAAGCAAAGAGCAAUGUGGGACACUACAUUACAUUAUGUGCUCAGAAGCCCCAUCGAGUUAGCACCUAUUAACAACUUACUAUGCAUCAGUUGCUCUGCAGAAAUUGUCAGCACGUAUUACUUUGCAUUUGCUAUAGGCAAACUCCAUGGAAGUUAGCUUAGCCUUCUCUCCUGUCAGAACAAGUCAUAUCACCAUGUAUUUGCUGCUGGCUAAGAGCCUAUUCAGCCCCAUGUCCACAUUUACCACGGUGCAAAUGAUACUUGCUAAACCCUGCUAACUUUAUCUCACAUCCAGGCCUCACACUGGGGAGAUGCUGCAAUAGCAAUAUGAUUUAUUUAUUCCUUAAUCACAGAAAUCACCUGCAAAGAGAUCCAGCUAGCAUGUCCAGGCGCUUUCUUCACAGGUCUCUCUCUUUCCUCUGAUCAAGUCAUUUGUCAAGUUCGUGCUCUUGUGGUUAUUUAGACAUCAGCUCCAGUUCAGCAUGACUGAAAACCAGGAUUUUCUUUCUGUUCAGUCAUCUCUUGACAUCUACAAAGAAUACCACCAUCCUCUUAGGGAGUGGGCAGGUUUGACUGGAAGUCUUCACAUUGUGGCAGUAUACGAACCUCUUCUGCACAUGAUCUGUGAUUUAACCUUUCCUAGCAGCCACCCUCCUGGCCAGUAAACUUUUUCAAGGUUUAGCCAUUUCCCUUGCUGUAAUAUCGCUUACCCCAUUGCCUAGAAAAAAGCAAUUAAAUUCUCAGUUGUACUCACGUGGAUUGAAAAUAGUGUUUUAAAGAUAACUCUGUUAGGCUGUCAUGUUCACCAUACAAUCUUCUUUAUUAUCCUCUCAGAAUAGACAAAUAGCCAAAUUUGGUAUUUUUGCAUACAGCCGCUUAUGUGAAAGUAUGUUUGCUUAGGAAACAGCAUCAUGUGGAAAACACCAAGGAGUAACAAUUGUGGGUACAGAACAGCAAAGUUGUCAUUUUGCAUAUGGCUAGGUAAGCUUACUGAAAUGACACUAAAGAAGUAAUAGAGAAAAAUUAGUCAUUUUUAUUUCUAACUGAAAAAAAUAGAAAAGUAAUUAAAAUAGUCUAGAAGAAGAAUAUACAAAUUCUCAAUCGCUAAUAUCACGAAGGAAAAAAUACCUGUCUAGAUUUCUCAAAAUAUUAAUGGGAAUAAAAUGGUUAAGUUGAUAUCUUAACUCCACAGAAGAUGAAACCUAUUGUUUUCCUUAUUUAUUUGCCAAAAGAAAAUGCUUCCAAAAAUUAUUGAACAGACUUAUUCUUAUGAAUUGCACUAGAAAUCAUGAGCCAAUUCUUUAAUGUGCAUUUAAGAAUAAUGGAAGGAAUAAAUAAUUAAUAGCACAUACAAUGUUGGGGUUUAUCUAACAGAUAACGGCCCACGAAAGGAAGAGUUUUAUUACAUUAGGGAAUCAAGUGGACUACAAUUAGUCUAAUGGUUAAAGCGUUACGAGUAUUUUGUAGUUCUCCACCAGUGCUGCUUGUAAGUAGAGAAGUGAACCUUGUUUUAGUGAAAAGCAUAUGAAAAAGAAAAUUACUCAGGGGAUUAAUUUAUCCCAGCGAUCUGUAAUCUGUUCACCAAUACUUUCUGUGGGGAUACCCACAGUCUGAUUCUUUUCUGAACUGUGGAGAAAUACCAAGAAUUCUUAGAAUAAUUUUACUUGUAGCCAUUACAGGUAGAAUCACCAGUAAAAUUACAAGAUCGAGCCUAAAUUACCAUCCAAACACAUUUUCAACAUUUUCAGCAGGACUACUAAUGAUUUUCUUUAGCGUACAUCAUCAGUAUGUUGUCAAAGCAGGAAGUAUACAAUUUUAUUAAAAUAGGCCUUGGGCAGAAAAGAAGUCAUAUGAAUGUGAAGUGUGUGGUAACAAAAAUUAAAGAAUAUUCAUUAGUAAUUAAGCCUCAGAAGAUAAUUAAGACUUUCAACUGUUGUGCUAUACUUUUCUUGUACCAAAAUUGGCACUGGCCUCCAGAAAGGUUUGCUCUAUGUUAUGCAGUACUUUAAAUGUAGUCUGCAUAAGCAAACAAAGAGGAAGAGUACUUACCACCUGCCAAAGAAAUUAAAGGCAGUUAUCAACAUUCAUUACAUGUCUCCACUGGCCCUCUCCCCACCUCAAAAAAAAAAAAAAAAAAAAAAAAAAAAUCACAACAGAGUACAUUAACCUUCAGCCUGCUGGAACUGUAUCUGACAGAAGUCAGCCUCGUGAUGCUGCGUAGCAUGAACAAAUCCACAACAUGGUGUUUUCCCAAAUACAGCCAAGACAAGACUUAUCACAGACUCUAAAUCUACCACAGGCCAAGCUGUUGCAGUGUUAUGGGCUGCAACCCCCAAGUUCUGGUGCUAGUUUCCUAGCCAGGAGCCCCCAGCUCUGGGCCAGGUGCCCCCACUCCCCACCACACCAGAAGCAUUGGUACAGUGGACUAGAAUCUCUUAACACCCAGUGUGAGAAGCACCCGAAUUGCCAAUUACUGACACUGCACUACAACCUUCUUGGCAUCUAAAGCAUUUAAUUCUUGAGUUAUGCUGGAGCAGGGUCUGCACUUAGACUUUGGCAUCUUUCACAGUCAUGACUGGAGGAAGGAGAGGUCCUCUCAGCAGCUAAACAGGUAGAUCUUAGACCUGGAGAGUCCUGAGGACAAGACUGAAUCCCUAUCUGGCACUUCUCAGGAAAUUUCCUUAGUCACCAGGCCAGAGGCUAGCUGGGAGGAAUGCCUUUCAUUGUGCCUGCUGAAAGGCUGUUAUUCUGAACAAACUAAUCCACAUUCAUUGGGCCAGGGAAGCAAGGCAUCACUUUGCAAUGCAACAAUUAAGGUAUCUAGCUGGGAGCGGGAAAUUUGAAUUUCAAUCCCUGUUACAAGACUGCUAUUCUAGCUGAUUACCAUAUAAUAUUAAAGUACACAAGCUGAGUUCCCUAAUAACCUAUUCAAAACCAUCCAUUACCCUGGAUACUGACAGGACACAGACUUGGCAGUCCUGUGCUGCUGCAUUUUUACUGCUAUUGAUACUCAAGUUACCUGGUACUAUUUCAAAUUAUUUACACCUGCUGCAAUCAUAUCUAUUAUUAAAGACAGACAUACACCCAUCUCAGCAUAGUUUCUCUUUUCAGCUCCUUCAGAGGCAUUUGUGGAGCCUAGUCCUGACUAAUUCCUCUUGACAAGAAAUAAGGAAAUAUAAAAAGCCACCUGUUACUCCAUUUCUUCCCUUUCCCACCUAUUGUGAUAUUCACCCCUUGCUCUGGUCUCUCCAAUUCUUACCCAUGCUUUAUUCCUCUUUGUGGUCUUGGUUACCUUCCCCCUCAACAUCCUUUCUCUUCCAUUUCUCUUCCUCAUGCAAGUUUUUUUGCCUUUCUUCCCUCUUCUUUCUCUUUUCCUUCCCUCCUUUUCCAACAUUAAGUGACAUAAUACUGCAGUCUUCCUCCUACAUUUAUGAAACUCAAAAUUCAUGGACCAGAAGAGUUGAGGAAGAAAAAAAAGUCAAAGAAGCAAAAGUCAUUUCAUGGCUACUUAGCAAGAGAAGAAAAGGCUGUGGCAAGGUUUUGGUUUUGAUCAGAACAACUGUUUCCCAACAGCUUUUGAUUAGAAUCCCAGGAAAAGGACUCCCAAGAGCAAAUGAAGCAAAAAAUGUAAAUUACACAGACAUCAGUGGCCUCUAAUUCCUUCUAUUUCCUUGCAUUGAGUCCUUGGCCACUCUGAAAUCCUCCUUGAUGACUUUUGACAAAAUUGUAGUGAUUUCAACUAUCACCAUCAACCUGAAUGCCAUCUUCCCAGGUGGGAAGAUAUUAAAGGAGUGCCAAUGCAUCUGUUCCUGAAUUCCCUCGUUAUUAUCUUAUUUUAAAAGAAUCCAAAUCUCUGGUUUUUAAAUAGAUUUUUUUUCUUCCCUUGAUUACUGCUGCAUGGAAGGCCUAGACAAACAACAAAACCAGGAAAAAUGAAAGAGCCAUCAGAGUGGAACGGUUGCAGCGAAUGCUGAAUGAACUGUGAUCUUUGGUGGGGUAAAGAUCAACACGACAAGCUUUCAGCUGUAGCGAUCGGUCGAUACUUUCCAGAUCAUCCCCACAGUGACAAAGACAGAGGCAUUUUUAAGUUGUAACUGAGAUUAGCCUCAGUACAUACAGUUGGAGCCAUGCCUGUGAGCUUUGCUAAAAGGCUGGCUAUGUAAACUAUCUAUCACCCAGUUCCACACGAGCAGUAAUCUAAUGACACCACAAAAGUCUCACGGUGUCCCUCGCUCCACACGUCCAGCCACAGCAGCGGGCGCAUGCCAGGGUGCUUCAGCUGUGCUGCCAAAGGGUUUGCCUCCCAAGGUCUGGAGCACUGUACAGACCCUCACUACAGAUCGGCAUUAUUUCCUCUUGGGGUGUCCCAGUCUUGUACGAUGCUCAGUCUGGCAGCCCAAAAGCGCUCUUGCUCUAAUCUGGCUCACUAGAUUUGCAGUCACGCGCUAACUGAAAGCCCAUGCAUAAUACUACUGACUCCGGCACACUCUGCAUGAGGCCCAUAAAGAUGGGCAAGAUUGCUUUCAUGGAUGGGAAUAAAAUAUUUUGUUUGUUACUACUAAGCUAACCACAAUAAAAAUAAAUAGCUCUCUUUCAUGUGGUGGUGAAA
Messenger RNA from Tyto alba (common barn owl), 7150 nucleotides. It is a transcript of the gene FGL1, whose product is annotated as fibrinogen like 1. The record is from RefSeq and is a predicted model, not a curated record. The transcript is spliced from 9 exons. Gene Ontology annotation, biological process: regulation of immune response; negative regulation of T cell activation. Lineage: Eukaryota; Metazoa; Chordata; Aves; Strigiformes; Tytonidae. Bases 134 to 1048 code for a protein of 304 amino acids.